AUGGCGGAGAGGCCGCUCGCGCAUGGACCCAUCGGCUCCUUUCCUCAGAACCAGGGACAGGACCGGACCUCAGCCAAAGCGCAGUGGAGUACCGGUCUCAGGGCCCUGAGGAACGCCAUCCCCCAGUUGCCCCCUGGGAAAUGUAGUAUCGGCGGCUGGGCUGGGAGGACGGCGGAGGAUCACCACCCACUUCCUGAGGCACUCAGCGAUAUCCUCGGAUCGGCGGCGCGGGGGCUGCUGGGACAUGGAGUCCGGCAGGACCGGGCCUGUCCCGGAAGCAAGUUGCCCGGAAGUGAUCCGCGAGGAUCUGGGCUCUCGCCGCGCCUCAGAGUCAGUUCUUGUGCAUCCGCGUUGGUCGCUUCCUUGGCGGAGUUUCUGGGCCUCCGGCCGGCGGCUCCCAGUUCUGUGGACACACUCGGUCAGCUUUUCCGCCCAGCUGCUCCUAAACGCACCUCCCCUGAGAAGUCUUCCUGGAUUUCUGCAGCUCAGGCCACCUCCCUGCUCCCGCUGCACCUGCGCGCGUGCCCCCCUGAGGAGGAGCUCGUGAUCAUCAAGGUGGAGGAGGACGAGGACGUCCCGUGGGAUCCGGAACCGUUCUCCAAGCCUCAGCCCCACACCCCACUGCCUGCUCUCAGUUGGGACCCCCGGCUGUGCUUCCGCAGCUUCCGCUAUGAAGAGGCUGCGGGGCCCCGCGAGGCGCUGGCCCAGCUCCGGGAGCUCUGCCGCCAGUGGCUGCGGCCCGAGGUGUACUCCAAGGAGCAGAUGCUGGAGCUGCUGGUGCUGGAGCAAUUCCUGGGUGUUCUGCCCCCUGACACCCGGGUCUGGGUGGAGUCCCAGUGCCCUGAGAGCGGCGAGGAGGCUGUGGCGCUCGUGGAGGACCUCUCUCAGAUGUUUCAGGAGACUGCCCUGGUCCAGGCCCCUCCUGAGGACCAACAGCCUGGAGACCUUGCAGAGCCGGCCAAACCCUUCUCGGAUGGAGCUCAGUAUCUUUAUUUCAAGCCCAGGAUGUCUGGAAGCAAGCGUAAGAGCAGCGGUGACGUAGCUGGUACUGCUAAGAAGCGCCACGCGAUAACGAUGGAAACGAAAGUGAAGAUAAUUGAGAGAGUGGAGCGAGGUGAAAAGAUGACAGAUGUUGCUCGUUCGUUUAACUUGAACCGUUCAACUAUCGGCACGAUCGUCAAGAACAAGGACAAGAUCCUGGAACACGUGAAGUCUGCUGUGUCGAUGAUGUCGACGAUCAUAUCCAAGCGGCGUGGGAAAGCGAUGGAGGAGAUGGAGAAACUUCUCAGCGUGUGGUUGCAGGACCAGCAUCAGCGUCGAGCCCCACUCAACAUAAUGCUGAUUCAAGAGAAAGCUAAAAGCCUGUAUGAAGACCUGAAGAAGAAAUAUGGUGAAGAAUCAGACGGCCCGUCUUUUAACGCCAGCUGUGGCUGGUUUUAUCGGUUCAAGGCCAGAGCCAAUCUUCACAACGUAAAAGUAAGUGACGAGGCAAUGAGUGCAGAUAUGGCUGCUGCCCGGGAAUUUCCUGACAUCCUUCGAGAAAUUAUUGAUGAAGGGGCAUAUUUACCAGAGCAGGUUUUUAAUGUGGAUGAGACAGGACUGUACUGGAAGAGGAUGCCAGACCGAAGUUACAUCAGUAAGGAGGAAAAGUUGAUGCCAGGUUAUAAAGCAGCAAAGGACAGGCUGACUCUGCUGUUUGGUGGCAAUGCUUCCGGCGAUAUGAAGCUGAAGCCUCUCUUGGUUUACCAUUCAGAGAGCCCCAAAGCCCUUAGAAAUAUAGCCAAGGGCUCUCUUCCUGUUGUGUGGAAGAGUAACCCCAAAGCUUGGGUUACACAGGCCAUUUUCCAGGACUGGUUUUUCCACCACUUUAUCCCGGAGGUAGAGAUAUACUGCUUGGAGAAGGACAUCCCGUUCAACAUUCUUUUGUUGCUUGACAGUGCUCCAGGCCACCCCCCGUUCAUGGAUGAUUUUCAUCCCAACGUCAAAGUAGUGCGUCUUCCACCGGAUACUGCGCCCCUUAUCCAACCCAUGGACCAGGGAGUUAUAUCGACUUUCAAGAAAUAUUAUUUACGUCACACUUUUCGUCAGGCAGUGAAGGCGAGUGAUGAGUCAGGAACAACCUUGCGACAAUUUUGGAAGGACUAUAACAUCUACAAGGCCAUAAAAAACAUUGACUUUGCUUGGCGUGAGGUUACGGCCGGCACCAUGAAUGGCGUAUGGAAGAACCUUUGCCCGCAGUUUGUUCAUGAUUUUCAUGAAUUCGAGAAGGUGAAUGAGGAGUCCAGAGAGGUCUUCAGCAACUUAGUGACCCUCAGUGAGAAGCUGGAGCUGGAUCUGCAGGAGGAUGACUUCAUUGAACUCCUUGCUGUGCAACACGAGGAGCUUACUAACGAAGACCUGAUGGAACUGGAGGCCCAGAGAAAGGACGAAGAGAGACAGGAGGAGGAACAACGAAGUGAAGAGCUGAAGAGAUUCACGAUGCAGGACAUGGCCAGGGGGUUCUCUCUGUUUGAGGAGGCACUGUUCAUUUUAGAGGCCCAGGACCCGAAUGUAGAACGGUACACGAAGGUUGAGGCAGCCGUUCAGAACGCAAUCCAGUGCUACCGUGUCAUCUACGAUGAGAAAAAAAGAGCCACUGCCCAGACAACCCUGGAUCGGCUUUUAAAGAGGGAGAUGGAAUUGCCAGCUCCUUGCUGGCAAGGAGCCAGAACCUGUGCCUCGACGUCAGGCCUGAGUGACGUCACAGCCCGCCCGCCUGUUGCUGACGGUCCUUCUCUCUGCCAGCUCCCCCUCCUCGUCCAGCUCCACCAGUAACUUCUUGCCUAUUCACUCCAUGCCAGUCCCUCUAAUCAGGUGUUAUGCUGUACUCCUGUACUUUCUAAGGUAUUAUACUGUAAGAUUAAAGAUGCUUUCUUUA
Dama dama (fallow deer) is the source of this 2917-nucleotide messenger RNA. RefSeq names its product tigger transposable element-derived protein 1-like. NCBI's taxonomy places the organism in Eukaryota, Metazoa, Chordata, Mammalia, Artiodactyla, Cervidae. Gene Ontology annotation, cellular component: nucleus. The transcript has 5 exons. Gene Ontology annotation, molecular function: DNA binding. Bases 1 to 2814 code for a protein of 937 amino acids. The record is from RefSeq and is a predicted model, not a curated record.